Salarias fasciatus (jewelled blenny) is the source of this 867-nucleotide messenger RNA. Its product is annotated as transcription cofactor HES-6-like. Gene Ontology annotation, molecular function: protein dimerization activity; DNA binding. The transcript has 4 exons. Lineage: Eukaryota; Metazoa; Chordata; Actinopteri; Blenniiformes; Blenniidae. Gene Ontology annotation, biological process: regulation of DNA-templated transcription. The record is from RefSeq and is a predicted model, not a curated record. The coding region runs from base 10 to 585 and encodes 191 amino acids.
GAACAAAACAUGACUGCUUCAUCCAUGGCUCACAACGUGGAGAAACACCACAGUGCCAAGGAGGAGAGAAAGCUGAGGAAGCCGCUGAUCGAGAGGAAAAGACGAGAGAGGAUAAACAAUUGUUUGGAUCAGCUGAAAGAAACGGUGAUCGGAGCGUUCAGACUGGACCAAUCCAAGCUGGAGAAGGCAGAUAUCCUGGAGAUGACGGUGAAACAUCUGCAGAACAUCCAAAACAAUAAACUCAACGACCCAACAUUGAACCUGGAGGCCCAGCAGAGAUACAGCACAGGGUACAUCCAGUGCAUGCACGAGGUGCACAACAUGCUCCUCACCUGUGACUGGAUGGACAAAACCCUGGGCUCCAGACUCCUCAACCACCUCCUCAAGUCCCUGCCCCGGUCCAAGGAGGAGCGGCCCGUCUCCCACCCCCCGACACCCCGCCGUGAAGCCCAGGGAACCCCCCAGAGAGGACACCCUCUGCAGCUCCAGAGAGAGGCGCCCACCCGCCAUGCCCCCGAGCGUCAGGAAAGGCCCACGAUCCACAGCUCCCACCUGGGGAUGCUGGAGAUGUGGAGGCCGUGGUGAACUGGUAGAUUCAUGAGCUCGAUUGUCCAUUUUGUUAGACCAUCCUCUGUUAUGUAUCUUAUAGAUAUGGUGCUCAGAAGACAAACAUGUGGGGCGGUUUUGUUCCAGUAAUUAUUGUAGGUGUGCUAUAAUGAUUCUAUACAGACCUUUUCUCAGUACUUCCCUUCAGAAGUCGACUUCUCGUAGCCUGCAUUAUAGAAGGCUCCUAUUAAUCUUUCAUGUAUUUAUUGUAUUAACAGCUUUAUUUAUUUAAUAUCAUAAGGCAUGACUGUGCUUCUUAGA